AUGAAUAUUCCCGCCUUGAAUCAGCGUUCAAACUCUGUUACCUUGAAAGCUGUACUUCUUGGUGAAAGCAAAGUCGGAAAAACUUCACUUUGCUCACGCUAUGUUAGUGGCGACUGGGAUUCUAACACAGCAGCAACAAUAUCUGCUUCUUGCUUCAACAAAGAUCUCACAGUCGAUGACUCAAAAGUGAAAUUUUACAUAUGGGAUACAGCUGGGCAAGAACAGUUCCGCUCAAUCUCUCCUAUUUAUUACAGAUCUGCCCAUGUCGCAAUUAUUGUUUUUGAUUUGACAGCAAUUCCAACAAUAGACGUUGCAAACUUUUGGGUAAACGAACUUAGAAACAAUGGGCCAGCAGGAAUUCCUUUAAUUGCAAUCGGAAAUAAAUCUGACCUUAGAAUGCUUCGAAUGAUACAAAAUGCUGAUGCUAGGGCAUUCGCUGAUAACAUAGGCGCUUUGUACUUUGAAUGCUCAGCUCUUUCUGGCGAUAAUGUCGAUGAAGCUUUUGCUGCAGCUGCAGCUGCAGGUUUAGAGUUCUUCCGCUCUCAGAAAGAGGUCCAAACACAAAUUGGACAAGCACAAGUAGUCCACCCACAGGCUAGCGACAAUAAACCACAACAAUCCGGAUGUUCUUGUUAA
Molecule: messenger RNA, 636 nt
Organism: Trichomonas vaginalis G3
Lineage: Eukaryota; Parabasalia; Trichomonadida; Trichomonadidae
Product: small Rab GTPase RabX17
Exons: 1
Coding region: 1-636 (211 amino acids)
Molecular function (GO): GTPase activity; GTP binding
Source: RefSeq, a predicted model, not a curated record